AUGAAUCAGAAAACUUCCGACUCAAAAGAUAUGAUUAUGGUCACUUGUAAUGACCGUUUAGGCAAAAAGGUUCAGGUCAAGUGCACUCCAACCGACUCGGUUUUAGAAUUUAAGAAAUUACUUGCAGCUCAUAUCGGUACCCCCUAUAAUAAAAUUAAAUUAAGAUAUGGAGGGAUCAACUCUCUUAAUAAUAAACUCACAUUAGAUGAUUAUUCAAUUAGUAAUGGUGUUAAUAUCGAACUAUAUUAUACAUAA
Funneliformis geosporum is the source of this 255-nucleotide messenger RNA. NCBI's taxonomy places the organism in Eukaryota, Fungi, Glomeromycota, Glomeromycetes, Glomerales, Glomeraceae. The record is from the annotation of a GenBank genome assembly.